CAUGCCAUGAAUUGCAAGGAAGCCCGUAUUUUGUGCAAUACGACAAUUGGAAUGGUGAAGCUCGUAAAAAUGAUCGAUCUGCCUGGAACACGGGAGAUGAUUGAAUCAACAGGUGCUGAGCUGGAAUCAAUAGACGGGGUUACCUCAGUCCAUUCUCUGUUCUAUAGAAUGAGCUCAAGGUAUUAUCAGAUUAUCGGAAAUCACGCUGAGUACUACAGGGAAGCACUUCGCUUUCUAGGUUGCACAGAUGCCUCCGAGCUUGAUGAUGCCGAGAAGCUUCAAUGGGCUAUUACCACUACUCUUGCUGCCUUAUUAGGAGAGGGAGUCUAUAAUUUUGGCGAGUUAGUAAGUCGUGAUGCUCUAAUUAAAUGCCUAUAUCUACUAAAUUGCCUUAAUUAA
Messenger RNA from Protopolystoma xenopodis, 399 nucleotides. The record is from the annotation of a GenBank genome assembly. Lineage: Eukaryota; Metazoa; Platyhelminthes; Monogenea; Polystomatidea; Polystomatidae.